Messenger RNA from Terrapene triunguis (Three-toed box turtle), 1059 nucleotides. RefSeq names its product rho guanine nucleotide exchange factor 1-like. The record is from RefSeq and is a predicted model, not a curated record. The coding region runs from base 11 to 634 and encodes 207 amino acids. The transcript is spliced from 7 exons. Gene Ontology annotation, molecular function: guanyl-nucleotide exchange factor activity; G protein-coupled receptor binding. Gene Ontology annotation, biological process: G protein-coupled receptor signaling pathway. Gene Ontology annotation, cellular component: cytoplasm. Lineage: Eukaryota; Metazoa; Chordata; Testudines; Emydidae.
GAAGCGGCUGAUGGGGAUGACGCCGGGCGAGCAGGAACUGGCCGAGCUGGAGUCGUAUCACACCCGGGAUCGUGGGAUCCGGGAGGCCAAGGAGAAGCAAUUGGCCGAGCUGCUGCUGGCUCGACUGGACGAGAUGCACCCCACAAUCUCCACCGACGAGGAAAAAAGCUCCGCGAUUUUCGCCGCCAUCGUGACCUACAUGAAGUACCUGGGGGUUAAAACCAAACUGGGUGAGAGCAAGAAAUCGAAAGGGAAUUUCUUCCGCAAGAAGAUGUCGGGGAGCCGGAAGCCGGAGGAGCCCCCCAAGCCGCGGAAGGGUUUCAGCCUGUUGGACGCCACGCGCUGGAACCGCGGGGAGUCGCACAAUUCUGAUUUCAGACAAAGCAAAGUCGAGGGUGAAGCGGAGAAGGCCGUGGCCCCGGAGCGGAAGGGUCUCAAGUUGUUGGAGCGCAGCGAGAGCCGGGCCAAGGGGGCUGUGUCCGGGACCCCAGGGCUUGAGCCCCCCGGAGUUUCUGUGACCGUGAACCCCCCUCCGGGGGAGGGGACCGAUGGGGAGCUGGGGUCAGAGUCCCAGUGCCCCGUGGAGCCGGGGGAGGCCCCCCCCCAGCGAGCAGCCCCCCGAGGACAGUGCUGAGAACGAGAGGUGAGUCCUGGGGGUGCGGGGGGGCCACCCUGAGGUGCCUCCCCCCCCCGCUCCGUGCUCUACAGUCCCCACCCUGUCUGUCUGUCUGUCCCCCUCUCUGCCCUUCACUCCUGCCCCUGCAUGCCCCUGCCCUGGGGACCUCACUGGGGGGCCGACUCCCCCGAGUGGUGGGCGGGGUGGGGGGUUUGACCCUGCUCCUGCUCUCACAGGAGCACCCCAGCUACUGCCCUGCCCCAUUCGUGGCCCUCCGGCUCUGGGAGGGGAGUGGGGUCUGCUGGUUGGAGGCAGGGGGAGAUGGGAGCCAGGACUCCUGGGUUCUCUCCUUGGUUUGGGGGGGAGUGGGGUCUAGUGGUUAGAGUGCCUCUGUCUGUAUCGUGUGGGGGGUCCCUCCUGGGCCAGGCAGCCCCCUCCCCCCC